AUGUUCAAGCACCCACGUCUACCAGUCGAGUUUGGGCAGGUAUUUGAACGCUCAGGCGUACACCGUGACACUCUUGCUCGUUUGGAGGAACCUUGGACAGACGAGUUACUCUCCAAUGUGAACGAAUUUAUAAAGUUAACACCGGAGUAUCAGCAACCGUUUGUUGAAAAUGCGAUCACGUUAACACGACGGCAGAUGAUGAUCGCGAUGCGGAACAAAGCUUUUAUCCGCGUACGAGGCCUCAUGGUGAUCGUGGUUGCUCUCCUGUACGGCAGCCUGUUUUACCAGUUGGAGCCUACGAACGUUCAGGUCACAAUGGGCGUUUUAUUUCAGAGUCUGUUCUUCCUUGGACUAGGACAAUACGCACAGGUCCCGGGCUACUGCAGCAUACGUGGCAUCUUUUACAAGCAGCGUCGAGCGAGCCAUGUCCGCACUUCUGCGUACGUGUUGGCGUGUUCAGCCAGCCAAAUUCCAUGGGCGUUGGGUGAGACGGUGGUGUUUGGUACGCUAGUGUACUGGAUGUGUGGCUUCGUUGCCACCGUGGGGAAUUUCUUGCUGUACGAGCUGCUAGUUUUCCAGACAUUGAUGGCGUUUGCAGCUUGGUAUUUCUUCAUGGCAGCCGUGGCGCCAGAUAUGCACAUGGCAAAACCAAUGUCGAUGAUGUCCAUCUUUACGUUUGUUGCGUUUGCGGGCUUCGUGAUCCCGAAGAACCAGAUCCCAGACUAUUUUGUGUGGAUUUACUGGUUAGACCCCAUUGCCUGGUGUCUGCGAGCUGUCGCCGUUAGUCAGUAUCGCUCAUCUGCAUUCGAUGUGUGCGAGUACGCUGGGAUCAAUUACUCUGGGUUUGGCUUGGAGUGGUGA
This is a messenger RNA of Phytophthora nicotianae INRA-310, 861 nucleotides long. RefSeq lists its product as hypothetical. The transcript is spliced from 2 exons. The record is from RefSeq and is a predicted model, not a curated record. Bases 1 to 861 code for a protein of 286 amino acids. Gene Ontology annotation, molecular function: ABC-type transporter activity. Lineage: Eukaryota; Oomycota; Peronosporomycetes; Peronosporales; Peronosporaceae. Gene Ontology annotation, cellular component: membrane.